Molecule: messenger RNA, 561 nt
Organism: Protomyces lactucae-debilis
Lineage: Eukaryota; Fungi; Ascomycota; Taphrinomycetes; Taphrinales; Protomycetaceae
Exons: 1
Coding region: 1-561 (186 amino acids)
Source: RefSeq, a predicted model, not a curated record
AUGAGCUUAGAGACAAUUGCAGCAAAGUCCAAGACCCCCGCUCACGAUAAUCAAGGAGGCCGCACACCUCACGUCUAUUUUGUUCGCCAUGGGGAGAAGCCGCGCGAUGACUCGGACUCUGAGCUGUCUGCCUUGGGCGUCAGGCGCUCUCAAUGCAUUGCAAAUCUCUUUUCUCAUGAGCCUUAUCACAUCAAGCACAUAUUGGUGCCUGCGACGGUCACGAAGAAGGAUGGUCUUCAUCGUCAGAGGUCUUUGAAGACUAUUCUGCCUCUGGCCGAUGCGCUUGGCUUGAGCAAACAUAUCGACAUGUGCGAUCGCGACGAUGCCAAGUGCGCGGCAGGCAAGAUUCGGGCAGCGCUAGCCUUGGGUGAUGGCGAUAUUGUGGUCUGCUGGGAGCACAAGAAGCUGUCUGAUAUUGUGCAGGAGCUAGGUGAUACGCACAACAUGAAGUACCCAAAGGACAAGUUCGAUCUGAUUUGGGAUUAUGCUGGCAACAAGCUGGAUCAGGUCCAGUCUAUCAGGAGCCAGAAUUGCUCUGGUCUGGAUGGAUAUCCUUUGUGA